AUGAGUGGAGAGCUUUUUUUCGACUGGGAGAAGAAAGAUAACCAGGUGCUUUGGAUUAGUGGAUGGCCGGGACAAGGCAAAGCCCUGCUGAUGAAGGCAGUUGCCCAGGAGAUAUCAAGUUAUACGUCAAACAAUGCCGCCGCCGCUCUCAGAACCUUCAUGUGGAGAGUUAUUGACCGCCGACCAAGUCUUGCCACGCAUUUAGGAGACAAGCGCAACACAACAGGCAGAACAACCUUUGACGACCCAAAUGACUUCUUUGCAUUGUGUAGAAUAUUUCAUGGUAUGAUUAAAGAUGGCAAAUUGCUGGAAACAUACUUCAUCCUUGGCAAUCUCCACGAGUGUUCCGAUGAGGUGGGGUGGCCAGGCAUCGCCGACCUUCUGAAGCUCAUCCAAUCCGUCAAGGAUUUCAUAAAGGAGAGGGUCGGAGCUCUGGCUUCAGCUAAAGGUUACGAGGAAGAGCUCAAAAAUAUCAUCGUCGCUAGUCUCUGCGAGAUGUCAACCAGUAAUUACUUAGAAUUUUCAUUUGCGAGGCUCUGA
Messenger RNA from Hypoxylon fragiforme, 540 nucleotides. RefSeq lists its product as uncharacterized. The record is from RefSeq and is a predicted model, not a curated record. The coding region runs from base 1 to 540 and encodes 179 amino acids. The transcript is spliced from 3 exons. NCBI's taxonomy places the organism in Eukaryota, Fungi, Ascomycota, Sordariomycetes, Xylariales, Hypoxylaceae.